AUGACCCUUCGUUCGCUCCUGGUCUGUCUUUCUCUCGGAACAUAUGUUGCGUGCUUGGCUCCUAGCGGCCCCUGGGACGCCUUCAACUUCGCGCCGGCAUCACGGACAGUCUAUCCUGUCUCAAUCCGCGAGACUAGCGGCAAUGUCUCUAGCAUAGGCGACGGCCUAACCCUCAGCGGAGACGGUUCAUACGUCACGCUUGACUUUGCUUUUGAAGUUGCAGGGCCCAUAUCGCUUUACUUCGACGACGUCUCCGAGAGUUCCUCCAUUGCCCUCUCCUUCACUGAGUCUCCUCUGUUCAUUAGCCCCACCACAUCCGACGACUCCGACACCGUUUCCGCGGAUAUGUCCUAUGACGGCGUCCUCAACGUCCCUGCUCCGCUGCCAACUGGCUAUUGGACGCAGCCGGCGGCUCAGAUGAGGGGCGGGUUCCGCUUCCUCACGAUCGUCUCAACCUCGGACGGAGCAGUCUCGUUCUCGAAUGUGUCUUGUGGACUGAAUUUCAUGCCGCAUGUGGAGUCACUGAGAGACUAUUCGGGAUAUUUCUAUGCUGCGGACCCAAAAUACGUUGACCAGAAUUUCCUGACAAAGAUCUGGUACGCGGGCGCAUACACAGUGCAGAUUGAUACCAUUCCGUACGAUACUGGUAGAGACCCAAACCACCCUUCGCCAGGCUGGGCGAACAACUAUCCCAUAGGCAACACGGGGGCUGUACUGGUAGAUGGUGCCAAACGCGACCGGUCCGUCUGGCCAGGUGAUCUCGGCAUCUCGCUACCCACCCAGUUCGUCUCUACAAACGACCUCGUCACCACGCGCAACGCCCUCGACACGCUCUACGCCAUGCAGAGCGCAUCGGGCGCGCUGCCUUACUCCGGGCCGCCGAUCAGCGCAACAGCUGGUAGCGACACCUAUCAUGCGUGGACGCUCGUCGGGACGUACACCUAUGUCCUUUAUUCCGGAGACUUUGCGUGGCUCCAACAUGUCUGGAGUAACUAUACGAGAGGCGUGGAGUAUCUUGCGGAGAAGGUGGAUGAAACCGGGCUCUUGUACGUGACGGGGGUUUUGGACUGGGGUAGGAUCGGGCAAGGGGGAAAUAAUGCAGAAGCAAAUGCUCUCUACUACAAGGUCCUUACGAGCGGCGCCGACCUCGCGUCCUGGCUGAACGACACCGACCUUGCUGAUGCCUACGCCACGAAUGCAUCGGCCCUCAAGCCGAUCUUCAACGAUGCUCUCUGGCUCGCAGACCGCGGGAUGUACCGCGACAACCUCACGACGACGUUCUGCGCACAGGACUCCAACUCGCUCGCCGUCGUGUUCAACCUGACCGAGAACGCGACGCAGGCGGCAUCGAUCAGCGAGGGAUUGACGGCGAAUUGGGGGGUUUACGGCGCCACUGCGCCUGAGCUGCCUGACACAAUCGCGCCCUUCAUCGGCGGGUUCGAGUUGCAAGCGCAUUUCAUUGCGGGGAGGGGUGCUCGCGCUCUGGAUCUCUUGCAUCGCGAAUGGGGAUACAUGCUCUACACACCCCUCAGCGUGCAGUCGACCCUGCUCGAAGGCUACACGACGAACGGGUCGCUCUACUUCCGCUCCACCGAUGGGUAUGACUAUGAUGCAUCCUACACAAGCCAUGCCCACGGAUGGAGUACGGGACCUACGUCUGUCUUGUCGUUCUACGUCCUCGGUCUGCAGAUCACGGGGCCGCAGGGCCAGACGUGGGCCGUCGCGCCGCACACUGCGGGCUUGCCGUACGCGGAAGGCGGGUACGAGACGCCGCUAGGGUGGUUCGGCGUGCGGUGGUCGUUGGACGAAGGGUGGUGGAAUGCGACAGUGUGUACGCCGGAGGGGACUAGCGGGAGUGUGACGCUGCCGGUGAACGGGACGGUCAGCGUCGACGGGGAUGCGGCGGCUCCAGAUGAUAGCGCUCUGCAGCUGAGCGGGGGGAAUCACACUGUGUCUGUACAACUCAUAGCAUGA
Messenger RNA from Rhodofomes roseus, 1974 nucleotides. RefSeq names its product Six-hairpin glycosidase. The transcript is spliced from 9 exons. Gene Ontology annotation, biological process: carbohydrate metabolic process. NCBI's taxonomy places the organism in Eukaryota, Fungi, Basidiomycota, Agaricomycetes, Polyporales, Fomitopsidaceae. The record is from RefSeq and is a predicted model, not a curated record. Bases 1 to 1974 code for a protein of 657 amino acids.